AUGCUGCACCGGAGGAUCCUCGCCGAGUGCGCCGACCCCGACAACCGCCCCAUCUUCCACGCACGCUUCCUACGGAUGAUGGAAGACCUCAGUUUGGGGCCAAGAGAAGGCGUGGACGAGGCCAUUUCUGCAAGGAGGGAUACAGAAAUUCACCUUCUUCAUGAAAUAAUUUUUUCUUCAGUUGACAAGCCAAAGCUCCUUAGUCAGCUAUCUACGUUGCUGUGCGAUCUUGGAUUGCACAUUCGUGAAGCUCAUGUGUUCUCAACAACAGAUGGACUGUGUUUGGGCAUAUUUGUUGUUGAUGGCUGGGAAACAGAGGAGACAGAUGGUUUGUUGCAGCAGCUCAAGGAGACAGCAAAACGUAAUGCCACAUUAUCUAAUCUAACAACUUCAGCCUCAGAGAGAAUACUAGAGCUGCAAGAAAAGAUUGGAGAUUCUGAAUUCGACAGGGAUCUGUUGCAGAUUAAGGAAAAUAUCGCAUCUGGAUCUUCUGGAGACUUAUAUCGAGGAACUUACCUUGAUGUGGAUGUUGCAAUAAAGUACCUUAAAACUGGACAUGCUAACGAUGAUUCAAAAGUGGAGUUUUUGCAACAAAUAAUGAUUUUAAGGAGUGUUAAUCAUGAAAAUGUCAUUCACUUUUACGGGGCAUGCACAAAGCAUCGAGACUAUCUCAUUGUAACAGAGUACAUGGCCGGAGGCAAUCUGUAUGAUUUCCUUCACAAGCAAAACAAUAGCUUGGACCUUUCCUUGAUUCUUAGGAUUGCUAUUGACAUCUCGAAAGGGAUGGAUUAUUUGCACCAGAAUAACAUCAUCCAUAGAGACUUGAAGUCUGCCAAUUUAUUAGUUGGCGAUGGUCAAGUUGUGAAGAUUGCAGAUUUUGCUGUCGCUCGUGAACUAUCACAAGAGGGAGAUAUGACUGCUGAAACUGGCACCUACAGAUGGAUGGCACCUGAGGUGAUAAACCAUAAGCCUUAUGAUCACAAGGCAGAUGUCUUCAGCUUUGCUAUUGUUCUAUGGGAGUUGGUCACUUCAAAGAUCCCAUAUGAAAACCUGACACCAUUGCAAGCGGCACUGUCAGUAAGGCAGGGACUUCGCUUGGUGAUUCCCUCGAGCGUGCAUCCGAGAUUGUCUAAAUUGAUUCAAUGGUGUUGGGGUGAAAACCCCCAUACGCGACCCGUUUUCUCUGAGAUCACCGCAGAACUGGAAGAUAUCUUGCUGACUUUUCAGGUCGCCUCCCGCUCCAAAGGAAGCCAUCGACAUAUCAAACAAAAGAUACAGAUGAAAUCACAGCGAUAG
Messenger RNA from Triticum turgidum subsp. durum (durum wheat), 1296 nucleotides. The record is from the annotation of a GenBank genome assembly. Lineage: Eukaryota; Viridiplantae; Streptophyta; Magnoliopsida; Poales; Poaceae.